Molecule: messenger RNA, 990 nt
Organism: Fusarium keratoplasticum
Lineage: Eukaryota; Fungi; Ascomycota; Sordariomycetes; Hypocreales; Nectriaceae
Product: Mitochondrial glycine transporter
Exons: 2
Coding region: 1-990 (329 amino acids)
Biological process (GO): glycine import into mitochondrion
Cellular component (GO): mitochondrion; mitochondrial inner membrane
Molecular function (GO): glycine transmembrane transporter activity
Source: RefSeq, a predicted model, not a curated record
AUGGGCCUCACAAUUGCCAGUUCCCCAGCGCAGCACAAUGAUGCCGUUGCAUCCCCACCAAUGACUGAGCAACGGGCCUCACGGCCAGCAAACUCAGCUCGCCAUUUUGUCUCCGGCCUUGGCUCCGGAGUUGCCUCUGCGGUCAUUCUUCAGCCUCUAGACCUACUCAAGACCCGGGUUCAGCAGUCUGGAGGCUCAUCACUCACCGCCACGCUACGCGACAUCAGGCAGUCUUCAAGCCUGGUACAGUCUCUCUGGAGAGGCACUGUUCCAUCUGCCCUGCGAACGGGCUUUGGCUCAGCCCUUUACUUCACUUCACUUAAUGCAAUUCGCCAGCACGCCCAGCGGACGGGCAUCCUGGGACGUCGGCUCCAGACUCAGGGUGGCUCCUCCGCCCUGCCAUCACUCACCAACUCUGGCAACCUCGUAUCAGGCGCCAUUGCGAGGACAUUUGCUGGAUUUGUAUUGAUGCCCUUGACCGUCAUCAAGGUUCGGUUUGAAUCCAGCCUCUACUCGUAUCCGUCCCUCGCAUCUGCAGCCCUCGAUAUCCGGCGGACAGAUGGGUGGCGUGGUUUCUUUUCAGGAUUUGGCGCCACAGCACUCCGAGAUGCACCUUAUGCUGGAAUGUAUGUGCUUUUUUACGAGAUGCUGAAGUCACAGCUGGGCUCUCUGGCAGCAAAGCCUGGGGCUUCGUCUGGUGACGGUCCGACCAAGAUGCAGGCCACUCUUGCUAGUUCUGUCAACUUCACCUCAGCCAUGCUCGCCGGCGGAGCAUGCUCGGUUGUCUCCAAUCCCUUCGAUGCAGUUAAGACACGAAUCCAGUUGCAGCCACAGGAGUAUAGGAAUAUUUGGCAUGCUUGGUAUAGAAUGGUGUCUCAAGAAGGCGUUCGUUCACUUUGGGAUGGUCUUGCACUGCGUAUGAGCCGAAAGGCGAUGAGUUCAGCGUUGGCGUGGACUGUCUAUGAGGAAUUGAUUCGCCGGGCCAGGUGA